AGCCGGCAUUAGCCCGCCACUAUAGAAAUCGCGCUAUAAUUCGUCUGUCUGUUGGCCACCUCCUUCACCCUUUCCGAUUCUUCCUUCAGUGUUAAAGGAUCUCCAUUGCUGUUCUGUAGAAGAUUCUAUAUGCCUAAUCGUAAUUAUUUCUAUUAUAUUUAUCAGCCGACGAGAACAUGUUUGUGGCAGCCUCUAAUCAUAAGGCUGACAAAUAUUUCAUAAUGGAAUGGACGUAUACGGCCGUGUUCUACGCGUUUUCGUGUUUUGUUUUUUACCAUCUGAUCUACACAGAAAACAUAUUGAAACCAUACUUGGAUGAUCUGACCUUGGACAAUAUCAACUAUGUGCUGAUGACGUCGCUGUCCGUCCUCAUCGUUUUGUUAAAUCCGUUGUUGGCGAGUAGAGCACGUGAGAAGCGAGAAGAAUAUUUCAAACUCUGGCGAGAAUAUCAGAUUCAAUAUGAACAGUACACUAUUGCGAAAUUGGACCUAGGUUCGUCGAUUCUUAUCGUUUUGCUCAUUGUUGUUGGUGCGAUCGUAACAACUCUUGAGUUGGUCGCAAACUGCGCCUUAACAUCGCAAGUACAACCCACUUACGUGUACGCUAAUUGGCUCAUUUAUUUUUAUACGAACCUUACGACCAUCCAGUGGGUCACGGACUGCCAUUUAUUGACUAUAGCCUCCGAGAUGUUGCUCGAUCAAUUGUUAGUACAGAUGACCACUGUGGCCACGUCUAACAGAGUCGACGGCGGCGGCAAAGGUGUCGAAUCGCGCGUGUCCUGUUUCGUCGAUCUUUGGCGAAAACUUUCGGACAUGUCCGGCGGGCUGAUGGACACCGGUCGCGGUCUGUAUGAAUUCAAUUUCUUCGUUCAGUCGGUGAUCGUCGUGCAAGCUCUAUACGGUAUCGUCGCCCUGUACAUCGGUCGACAUCACUCAAUUAUACACUACUACGUAUACUUUCCAACCGCCGCAUGGUCGAUUUUAAAUCUGGUCGUUCUGUGCGAGGCUGCGUAUUCGGUCACCAACCAAGUGGGUACACCCACGAUCACGGAUUUAGACAGCUAUCCAAAGCCGUGCCCACGACCCACCCCCCACCACUAUACGAUACGAUAUAUGGUACACCGCGCGUUUAAAUAAAAAAACGCCAUCGUUUUUCAGAGCGCUCGUAAUGAAGAAAAAAUCUUAAGAUGACUUACCAUAUUAUUAAAUAAACACACACUUAUUUUAAAAAAUAUCACUUUCGCAGUUUACGUAUAAAUUAUAAUAUCACAGUCAAAGUGUAAGUAUAGGUACAUUUUAGGUACAUUUUCAUUUAAAAUUACUGGACUUAGUACCUAUGUACUUUAGGGGUCAUAAUCGAAAUUCUCCGCAUAUAAUUAUCAAAUCAAUAAUUAAAUCAAUCGGAAAAAAACCAACAAAAAAUACUAAGCAACUGGUUUUCUACAAAAUCGAUUUUUCUUUCUUUGUAAUUCAAAAACAAAGACUAGAAGCAAUUUGAAAUUUCCAACAGCUGUUUUUAAGUCAUGGUGAAAUGUUCAAAAUACUUUUGAUCUUUUCGAGCUAUAUUAGUUUGAAAUGUUCAACUUAUAGUUUAUAUUUACUUUAUACUUAUUUAUGAUCACAUUUUCGUUUGUGUGUCAAAAACGUUGGAAAUUUCAAACAAAGUUCCUUACAA
Messenger RNA from Acyrthosiphon pisum (pea aphid), 1674 nucleotides. RefSeq lists its product as uncharacterized. Bases 177 to 1136 code for a protein of 319 amino acids. NCBI's taxonomy places the organism in Eukaryota, Metazoa, Arthropoda, Insecta, Hemiptera, Aphididae. Gene Ontology annotation, biological process: sensory perception of taste. Gene Ontology annotation, cellular component: membrane. The transcript is spliced from 3 exons. The record is from RefSeq and is a predicted model, not a curated record.